This is a messenger RNA of Haemonchus placei, 849 nucleotides long. The record is from the annotation of a GenBank genome assembly. NCBI's taxonomy places the organism in Eukaryota, Metazoa, Nematoda, Chromadorea, Rhabditida, Trichostrongylidae.
AUGUCAGAAUCGAAAACGAGGAUGCCAGAUGUCUGCUCAGCCAUUGAAGAUGAUUUGUGUACAUUACUGCAGGCUUUCAAGGAGAAAGCCAGCUUGAGGCUCGUCAAGUUUUAUGAAGUGGCUGCCGAUUAUCACUUGCAGGAUGUGUAUGCUGGUCGUCUUAAUGUUGCUGAAUAUCUUGAGUUUGCCGAAUGCUACCUGCGUUCAGCGUUCGCGUACACAGGUGAAGGAAGUUCGGAAACACCUAGGAAUAUUCUGGAACGCGUUUUUGGCAUCUACGUCACUUAUUUCUUGUACUAUGGUCAGGCUUCGGAUUAUCUUGUCAAGAUUCCAACAAAUUGCUCCGACCUCGACCUUCUACUUAAUUUUGUCAAAUCAACUCUAAUACCGUAUCGGCAUUUGGACGCUGUUGGCUGUAUCUACAAGCUUGUCCACGAUGAUGCUUUCGCUAUAAUGCCGUUUCAUAAUGAUUUCGAUCCGGCAACGCAGAAGAAGUACUAUUCAAGUACCAAGAAGGAUGGAGAAAAUCAUGAUCAGGAAAACUAUGUGCCACUGGAGAUAACAAGAUCAAUUUUGGAGGGCCCGGUGUUCAAGACUGAACCCCAUGCCGAAGUGAAAACUGAAGAAGCGAAUGAUGAAAAUCUAGGGAAGUCUCGGUCGUCAAUAAGAGAUCGAGCUUUCAACUCCGUAAUCAGUUUUUGUCGAGGAAAGCGAGCCAUUCAUUCCGAGGACCAAGGUUGGUACUUUUCUCUGUUAAAUUCAAAUGUUAGGAAGAGCAUGCUGAUAACAGGACUUGAGCGAAAAGAAAGUGAACAAACAGACGGACAAAAAAGACAAAUUUUCCUUUGA